ACCCAAAUUGAGAUUCCUGAAAAUUUCAUCUCCAUCUUUCCCUUCUCGAUUUGCAUUUUAGAUCUGGAAAUUUCAUUCGUUUUGAGCUUACCCUAGUUUUUUGAAGUUCAUCUUCGCUUUUUUCAAUUGAACAAAGAUGUCUCGAAGGUACGACAGUCGCACAACAAUCUUCUCCCCAGAAGGUCGUCUUUACCAAGUUGAAUAUGCAAUGGAAGCUAUAGGAAACGCUGGUUCUGCCAUUGGAAUUCUAUCAAAAGAUGGCGUUGUUCUCGUUGGUGAAAAGAAAGUCACUUCCAAACUUCUCCAAACCUCAACUUCAACCGAAAAGAUGUACAAGAUCGAUGAUCACGUAGCUUGCGCUGUUGCAGGCAUAAUGUCGGAUGCAAAUAUCCUCAUCAACACAGCUAGGGUUCAAGCUCAACGUUACACCUUUGCCUACCAAGAGCCGAUGCCUGUAGAACAGUUGGUUCAAUCUCUCUGCGAUACAAAGCAAGGUUACACUCAGUAUGGUGGGCUCCGCCCGUUUGGUGUUUCGUUUCUUUUUGCAGGUUGGGAUAAGAAUUAUGGGUUCCAGCUUUACACUAGUGACCCUAGUGGGAACUAUGGUGGUUGGAAGGCUGCAGCCAUUGGCGCAAAUAAUCAGGCUGCACAAUCGAUGCUUAAGCAGGAUUAUAAGGAUGAUAUCACGAGGAAGGAAGCUGUUCAGCUUGCUAUUAAGGUGUUGAGUAAGACUAUGGAUAGCACUAGUCUUACAUCGGAGAAGCUUGAGCUGGCUGAAGUGUUUGUGUCUGAUGGGAAAGUUAAGUAUCAUGUGAGUUCGGCUGAGUCCCUAGGAAAGCUGUUGGCCGAGUCUGGAUUGACUCAACCUGCUGCAGAGUCGGCUUAAAUAAUUAUUAUCAGUUCGUUUGGUACGAUUAUUGCUUUUCGCUUUCUUAUUUGCGAUUUCCAUGAUAGAAUCAUGUGGAAGGAGCGAACCGAAUCCUUUUGUUGUCUUAACUUGGAUUCUCAUGUUUACAGUUUUAUGAUUUCCUUUGUCUGGACAUAUAUAUAGAUAGUAUUGCAAUCUUUUUCUGCUCAUAA
Messenger RNA from Impatiens glandulifera, 1080 nucleotides. RefSeq names its product proteasome subunit alpha type-4. The record is from RefSeq and is a predicted model, not a curated record. Gene Ontology annotation, biological process: ubiquitin-dependent protein catabolic process. The coding region runs from base 137 to 886 and encodes 249 amino acids. The transcript has 2 exons. Gene Ontology annotation, cellular component: nucleus; cytosol; proteasome core complex, alpha-subunit complex. Lineage: Eukaryota; Viridiplantae; Streptophyta; Magnoliopsida; Ericales; Balsaminaceae.